Messenger RNA from Synchiropus splendidus (mandarinfish), 1200 nucleotides. Its product is annotated as zona pellucida sperm-binding protein 3-like. Gene Ontology annotation, cellular component: extracellular matrix. NCBI's taxonomy places the organism in Eukaryota, Metazoa, Chordata, Actinopteri, Syngnathiformes, Callionymidae. Gene Ontology annotation, biological process: egg coat formation; positive regulation of acrosome reaction; binding of sperm to zona pellucida. Bases 1 to 1200 code for a protein of 399 amino acids. The record is from RefSeq and is a predicted model, not a curated record. Gene Ontology annotation, molecular function: acrosin binding. The transcript is spliced from 9 exons.
AUGUUGCCCAUCAAAGCACUUGUUUGUUUCCUGUGUGCGACUGCUGUUGCCGGUCAGAAGCCGUUCUUCCUUAAUUUGGAUGAUGCAGAAUCACCUCACUUCCAGAAACCGGAUCCUCCUGCCGUCCAGGAACCAGCAGUGGUCCCACAAGAGCAGCAGUCUUUCCAAGAACCAUUUUCCUGGAAGUAUCCUGAGCCACCGGCAGAGGAGGCCCCUCGGUUCCCUCCAGACUUUCAGCUGAAGACCCCUGAGCCCGCUGCCAGUGUCACUGCCGUGUGCGGGGAAAACUCUGUCCGCGUGGAGGCUAACAGGGACCUGCUGGGGAUCGGGCAGCUGGUGCAGCCUUCUGACGUGACUCUGGGAGGAUGCCCGGCCAUAGGAGAGGUUCCGGAGACUCAGGUCCUGGUGUUUGAGUCAGAGCUGCACCAGUGCAACAGCCAGCUUCAGAUGACAGAAGACACUUUCACCUACACCUUUGUGCUGCACUACAGUCCCAGCAAGCUCGGAAACAGUCCGAUCGUCCGGACUAGUGACGUGAGCGUCACCAUACAGUGUCAUUACCAAAGGAAGCACAGUGUGAGCGUUGGGAAGUUGACGCCAGACUGGAUCUCGUUCAGUGAAAUAAAGAGUUCAGAGGAAAAUCUUUACUUCUCUCUUCGGCUUUUGACUGAUGAUUUGCAGUUUGCACGCCCCUCCGGUCAGUUCAUCCUCGGGGACAUGAUGAAGUUCGAGGCGUCAGUCAAGCAGUUUCACCACACCCCCCUCAGAGUGACUGUGGACAGCUGCGUGGCCACGCUGGUCCCCAAUCCAGACACUGUCCCUCGAUACACAUUCCUGGGCAACAGUGGGUGUCUGUAUGACAGUCAGCUGACUGGCUCCAGCUCUCAGUUCCUUCCUCGCGCUCAGGAUGACAGAUUAAUGUUCCAGUUGGAAGCCUUCAGGUUCCAGCAGGACUCCGUUGGACAGAUGUACAUCACCUGCAGUCUCAGAGCGACGACGGCAGGAGCUCCUGUCGAUUCCACCACCAAGGCCUGCUCCUUUAUCAACGGGUGGCGGGAGGCCAGUGGCGUUCACGACGCCUGUUCCUGCUGUGAUGCCGACUGUGGGGCAGGACUCAGUCAGGUGACAGGCAACACAGACACACUGUGGAAGCAGAACGCUUACAUCGGGCCAAUCACAGUAAAGGAGAAGCCUCUCUGA